GGAGUGGUGGGGGCGGCAGGAGGAGGAGCAGGAGGCGAUAGUUUGGGAGGGGACGGGGAAGUGGGCAAGCUGCGUGCGCAGGUGAAGGAAGUGGAAAGGACGAAAGCGCUUCUGGAGAGGAAGGGAAGAGGAAGGACGAGCGGAUCAAGCAAUUGGAGUCCGAGGUGAAGUCCAAGGUAGUGGAGAUGGGUAUGCUGAAGAGGAACAUGCAGAGGGUGGAAGGCGAGCUUAAGGAGAUGGGGGCCACUCCUGCGAAGAAGGACGGCGGGAAAGGGAAGUGGGGCAGGGGUCAGCUCAGACGAGGAGGUGCAGCAGCUGCGAGCAGCACUCAAGGCCGCGGCGCACAAGGUGCAGGUGCUGCAACCGAUGGCUGCGCUGAACGAGAAGCUGGUGAAGAAGCUGCAGGUUCUGGAGAGGAAAAACGGGCUCUCCAGGACCUCCUAGAGCAGGUGCUGGAGAGGAGGAGAGGCAGGGCUGCAGGGGGGGGGAGGGGUGGUGGUGGAGGAAGUGGAGCGGAGGAGGAGGAGCGAUGAGUGCGGAGGAGGAGCAGCGGCGGCAGGAGUUGCUCGAGAGGCUGAGGGCCAAGGGGCUGGUGGUGGAUGAUGUGGAUGAUCUCUGUGAUGAUGAGCUGGCUGAUGGACCGGGGUUGGGGUUUGGGCUCUUUUCGUGCCUGUUCCAGAGCCGAGGCAUGGCUCGACUCAUGCGGUGAGAAAUAUGGGGUGAUGAGAGUCCUUCAUGGAAGCCGUCAGGGCUGGUCGGAUAUGUUCAUUCUGAUUCCUCUGGGUGGUUCUCCAAUUAUAUACUAUGUACAGGCCCCCAAAUUGGUUUUGGGUCUGUCUGAUUCGUCAGAGUCCACUGCCUUCCCUUGGUAUGGGUGUCAGAGUUGCCUCCUUGAAAAAGUCUGAAAAAUCAGAGUAGCCUACAAUUUUUUGUCUGACCAAUCAGAGUCAUAGCCAAACUUUAGUAUGAGCCUUUUUUAUGG
Molecule: messenger RNA, 982 nt
Organism: Closterium sp. NIES-67
Lineage: Eukaryota; Viridiplantae; Streptophyta; Zygnematophyceae; Desmidiales; Closteriaceae
Source: the annotation of a GenBank genome assembly